CAGAUAACCAGUCUUGAUAGUGAGAACAGAAGAACAGCCGACAGCGCCCUCUCACCGAUUGACCUCCAAACGCAUCAUAACGGAAACACCCUCCCAGAGGAUGGAUCACAAACCUCAAAACAAGAUGAAAAGAUGACGAAUGCAGACAGCGCCCACUCACGGCAUCUUGAUCGAGGAUGGGCGUGGGUCGUCAUGGCAGCGGCCAUGAUGACCCACAUCAUGAGCUUUGGUUUGAUCUAUGCCAUGGUAGGGAUAUUCCAUGUUGAACUGCUAGCGGAGUUCGGGAGAAGCGAUUCUGACACGGCAUGGACGGGAAGCAUUCUUCUAGGAACCAUGUUAUGUUCAGGUCCAAUCGCCAGUGCCUUGGUUGGUAGGUUUGGUGCCCAAGCUGUUGCUAUCGUCGGGGGCUUGAUGGCAUCAGCAGGUUUCUGUCUUAGUGCUCUAGCGCCCUCUCUGGACUACCUCUUCUUCACUUACGGCGCUUUGACAGGUUUUGGAUUCGGUCUCUGCUACCUUCCUUGUAUUGUCAUGGUAGGGCGAUUCUUCGAGAAGCGUCGAUCUAUCGCUACAGGGUUCGUGGUCGCUGGUUCCGGCAUGGGUACUUUCAUGUUCGCUCCCAUCGUCCAGAUCAUUGUCGAAGCAGUCGGUUGGAGACACGGUUUCCUCGUCCUGGGAGCCAUGGAACUUACCCUCUGUCUCUGCGGCGCUACCUACAUCCCGAAGCUGAUACCUGAACGUCCAUCUCCUGAGGAUUACCAGAAGCAUCUUAAAGAUCUUGAGAGACAGGAACACGAAAUGAGUUUGGACGACAUAGAGCUAACGGAACUGGACUCUAUUUUUUCGCUGAGUACCUACCUGCCUGUUGGAAGUGUGAGUCAGACUGUGAGUCGGAACGUCAGCAAAAAUGUGUCAGCGGCAUCCCUGUCAGCCCCGUCAAAACCAUCGGCCGAUGAGUCAGUAGAAAACAAAGACACGGAGUCACUAAAUACGCUAAAGGCUGAAACUGUGACGCGGGUGAGCAUAGCAGAGGAUGCACGCACCCUGACAAGCAUUAUGCCUUAUACUGCAGCAAUGGACAUCUACUCUAACAGGAUACCUUCAGCCUCAACCGUAGCAGUGCCUGAGUCGAUCCACGUAGACAGACGUUGCGGGCGCUGCAUAUCUCCAUUCUACAAAGUGUUGCGGUUACUGAAUAACCGUUUCCUGGUGGUGUUUGCCCUCUCAAACUUCGUCCUUUGUAUAGGUUACCAGUUACCAUACGUCUACUUCAAAUCUUAUGCCAUUCGUCUUGGUGUCGCCGAGGAUGAAUGGUCCUUUAUCCUCUCGGUCAUGGGUAUCAUGGAUACUCUUGGAAGGAUCCUCGUCGGCUUCGUAUUUGAUCGUGUCCUCGGGAAACAUUGGCGGAUGUUAGGUUACGUAUCAAGCUGCACUCUUGCGGGCACUCUUCUCCUCAUUGUGCCGUUAGUUUCAGGAUAUCUGAGCCUCGCCGUUAUUGCUUCUCUUUUUGCGUUGAUUGCCGGAUCCACGGAUUCGCUGACACCUGCCUUGCUUGUAGCAUUUGUGGGGUUGGACACACUAGGUUAUUCCUUUGGGUUCGUCAUCGAAAUGCAAGGAUUGGGAUUUCUCGUUGGACCACCAAUUGCAGGCGCCCUCUAUGGCUUGUUCAUGGAUUACGCUGUGGUCUUCUAUGCUGGAGGAUUUGCUUUUGUGCUUGCUGGGAUCAUCAUGGUGGUCGAGCCAGUGCUGGGUGGAAAAUUUCGAUGCCGAUCAAGAACCUAGUUUAAUUUUUGUAAAGCAUCACCGAUCAUAACUUUAAGUUUACCGUAAAGCUCUGUUGGAAGUUCACGAAAGCUCAUGAAGUUUAUGGAACCAAUUCUUUCUGAAGUAUGUACGAAAUGGCAUUUGCAAUGUUCCUUUCUUUCGGAAAUGAUAUGUAUCAAUUAACAGAAAAUAUGAUUAAUUGGUAAGAUCUGAGUCUCUUCUUAAAAUUCAUGAUAAUAUAAAUUUAGAGACACUUAGAGCCUCAAAGGUAAACUUAUAAUGAACUAAAACUAGCAUGUAGAUAUGUUUUAUGAAAGCAAUAAUAGCAUACCUAGAUAAAUAUUGAAAACAGAAAAAUAUGAUUGUGGAAGUAUUACAAAAAAGAAAAGGGAAAACAAAUAUUAAUGACUGGUAUUUCUGGCUUACCCAUAAAAAGUAGUGACAAAUAAAGGAUAAGAGCUGAAGAUGGGAAAUGAAAAAGACGGAGAGAGAGAGAGAGAGAGAAGAGAGCAAAUUUAUUUUCAAAAAAGAAAGGAAGGAGGAUGUAAAGAGAGAGAGAGAGAAGGAGAGAAAGAGAGACAAAACUCUAGAGAAAAAAAAACACGAGAAAAAGUUGAGAAAUGUGAAAGAAAAAGACAACGAAGGAACACAGAUAAGGCAAGGAGUUUGAGUGUAGAUGAUGAAAGGGGAAGGGAGAACGAGAGAGGAAUAGGGAGGCGAAAGAGAGAGAGAGAGAGAGAAAGAGAGAGAGAGAGAAAUGGGAGGGAGAGCAAGUGAGUUAAAUACAUGACAUGAUAAAACAGAUAGAAUUUUUACCAUGGCCCAAUAAUAACCUAUAAAAAUGCAGGAAAUGUAGCACAGGGACGAUGAAUCAAAUGAUCGCUCUUUUCUGUACUUGUUAUACUGACGAUAGGGUGAUACUCCUCAAAUGUUUGCAAUUUGCAUUAUAUUAAUUAACGCUCGGUCGAUAUUUUUCCAAGAACCUAAUUUUUAUUUUGCGUAAAGUAUUUUCUUUCUUUAAACGAAAUCGUUAUCAUUGAAUAGCGAAUAUUUUCGAAGCCUUGAAGGAGCAAUUUUGUUUCUGGUUGGUGCUUAAUAUGUUUGAUAACUUUAUUCAUUGACCAUAGUAGUAGUAUUAGUAGUGGUAGUAGCAGCU
This is a messenger RNA of Strongylocentrotus purpuratus (purple sea urchin), 2917 nucleotides long. Its product is annotated as monocarboxylate transporter 12-like. Gene Ontology annotation, molecular function: monocarboxylic acid transmembrane transporter activity. Gene Ontology annotation, biological process: monocarboxylic acid transport; transmembrane transport. Bases 133 to 1779 code for a protein of 548 amino acids. The record is from RefSeq and is a predicted model, not a curated record. NCBI's taxonomy places the organism in Eukaryota, Metazoa, Echinodermata, Echinoidea, Camarodonta, Strongylocentrotidae. The transcript is spliced from 4 exons.